AUGAGCAGUCAAGAUGCUUUAGAUGUGAUCGCAUCAACAUACAACCAGGACAUUGACUCUAAUACAAGCCUACAUCAAAGGGACACAUUCGAUAAGAAUAAGUUGUCGACAAAGACCCAGGAACUUGAUGGAGAUGCUAACAAUAAUAAUGGGGAGGUUCACCUAAGAAAAUCAUUCUCCGUCUGGUCUAUCCUCGGUGUCGGGUUUGGGUUAACAAACUCGUGGUUCGGGAUAUCAGCGUCCAUGGUCACAGGUAUAUCUUCCGGUGGGCCCAUGAUGGUCGUGUAUGGUAUUAUAAUCAUCGCUUUGGUGUCCAUUUGUAUCGGUACUUCCUUAAGUGAGUUAUCCUCCGCUUAUCCACAUGCUGGUGGUCAAUUUUUCUGGUCUUUGAAAUUGGCUCCCCCAAAGCAUAAAAGAUUUGCCGCAUAUCUUUGUGGGUCAUUCGCCUAUGCUGGUUCUGUGUUUACUAGUGCAUCAACGACGUUAUCAGUGGCAACUGAAGUGGUGGGAAUGUACGCGUUAACUCAUCCUGAUUUUAAAGUUCAAAGAUGGCACAUUUUUGUCUGUUUCGAAUUGCUACAUUUGCUAUUGAUGCUAUUUAAUUGUUAUGGGAAAUCAUUACCAUUUAUUUCAGCGUCAUCAUUAUAUAUCUCCCUAGUGUCAUUCUUCACCAUUACUGUGACAGUAUUGGCAUGCUCUCAUGGUAAUUUUAAUGAUCCAAAAUUUGUUUUCGCCACUUUUUACAAUGAAACAGGUUGGAAAAAUGGGGGUAUUGCAUUUAUUGUGGGGUUAAUUAAUCCAGCAUGGUCCUUUUCGUGCCUGGAUUGUGCUACUCACAUGGCUUUUGAAGUGGAAAAACCAGAACGUGUUAUCCCCAUUGCAAUUAUGGGCACAAUUGCAAUUGGAUUUGCUACUUCAUUUUGCUAUGUCAUCGCUAUGUUCUUCUCCCUACGUGAUUUGGAUAAAAUAUUAACUUCCACCACAGGUGCUCCAAUCUUAGAUAUUUAUAAUCAAGUGUUGGGUAACAAAAGUGGUGCCAUCUUCCUUGGUUGCCUUGUCCUUUUCACCUCAUUUGGUUGUGUUAUCGCAUGCCAUACGUGGCAGGCAAGACUAUGUUGGUCCUUUGCCAGAGAUAAUGGGUUACCAUGGUCUCAUCUUUGGGCUCAAGUGAAUCCACAAAUGGGGGUCCCACUAAAUGCUCAUUUGAUGUCAUGUGCAUGGAUUUCGUUAAUUGGAAUCCUGUACUUAGCAUCAUCUACAGCAUUUAAUUCUUUAAUCACCGGUUGUAUCGCCUUUUUAUUACUGUCUUAUAUCAUUCCUGUGAUUUGUUUAUUAAUGAAAAAACGUCAAAUUCGUCAUGGUCCCUUUUGGUUAGGUAAAUUUGGAUUGUUUAGCAAUAUUAUUCUAUUAGCAUGGACAGCUUUUGCCAUUAUAUUUUUCUCAUUCCCGCCUGUACUACCUGUAACUAAAGAUAAUAUGAAUUAUGUGGCGGUGGUCAUUGUAGGUUACACAUCAUAUGCAUUAUUAUACUGGAGGUUCAAAGGUAGGAAAGAGUUCCAUGCAAUGGAAGAUGAUGACGAUAUGGAUGAUGGUAGGGGCAAUACGAUUGAAACCUCAGCAUCGUUAAUAUCUAGAGACAUUGAAGAACAAGACGAUUCAGAAAGGGUCUCUGAGAUAAUACAUAUCCAAUCGGACAAAGAUAAUAAAUAA
Messenger RNA from Naumovozyma castellii, 1710 nucleotides. RefSeq names its product Hnm1p (gene HNM1). The coding region runs from base 1 to 1710 and encodes 569 amino acids. The transcript has a single exon. NCBI's taxonomy places the organism in Eukaryota, Fungi, Ascomycota, Saccharomycetes, Saccharomycetales, Saccharomycetaceae. The record is from RefSeq and is a predicted model, not a curated record.